AGACACCACAACCUACGACACACCAUGAGAGAUAAAGCUAUAAAAGCAGCCACCACACAAAUUCUCUAAUCCCUUCCGCUAACGGCCAAACCCGCAAGAAAAUAUCCAUCUUCACGCAUAUACUCCCCCCAAAAGUUGGAUCUUUCUUCUCCUCAGAAACCGCCAUGACUACAUCUUCAAGUCCAGCAGCCGUCGCCGCCCUCUUCUCUUCAAGAACCCCUUCUCUUCUCAUCUCCAACGCCGCCGACCCAUCAUCCCAUCACGUCAGAUUCCGAACCCGAACCCCUCAAUUUCUCUCCGUCAAAUGCUCUUCCGAUUCCGCCACUGUCGUCGACAACUCCCCCGGCCCCAGCGCCAAUUCGCUGCGUUUCGACGAGGAUUGCGAUGAAACCGCUGCUAAGGCGAUUGCCAAAAUUGGGUCCAAGGUUAGGGUUACGGCUCCUUUGAAGGUUUAUCACGUGCCCAAAGUGCCCGAGUUCGACUUGACUGGCCGAACCGGGGUUCUCAAACAGUACGCCGCGCUUCACAAGGGGAAGCCGAUUUCCGCCAACCUGCCUUACAAGGUGGAGUUCGUGGUGGAGGGUAUGGAGGGCAGGAAGGGCCCCCUCAAAUUCGUCGCCCACCUCAGGGAAGAUGAGUUUGAAUUUCUUGACUGAUUUUGUUUUCUUUCCGGUUCUUGAUGAUGCUUUCCCUGAAAUACUUUGUAAUGGAAAUAAUUUUUGUAACAUGUACUGUGACUGUUUGUGAUUUGUAGAUACGAAGUGAAAUGCUUACUUGAUGAGCUUAUACCUCCAUCUGUUUGAUAAAAUGCCUGAAUAUUGAUUGAAAACCUUA
This is a messenger RNA of Ipomoea nil (Japanese morning glory), 834 nucleotides long. Its product is annotated as ferredoxin-thioredoxin reductase, variable chain-like. The coding region runs from base 165 to 656 and encodes 163 amino acids. Gene Ontology annotation, biological process: photosynthesis. The record is from RefSeq and is a predicted model, not a curated record. The transcript is spliced from 2 exons. NCBI's taxonomy places the organism in Eukaryota, Viridiplantae, Streptophyta, Magnoliopsida, Solanales, Convolvulaceae.